AUGGCGCAUGACGAAUUGAUUGCACGCGCAGAGCGCAUCGCCAGUCUGGAAGGCGAACUCGAGUACGAGCAGGCGCACAUGCGGCGGCAGCUGGCGGAAUGCAACGAACGUGUGAGUGAGAUGCAGGCGCUUCUUGCCGCAGCCGAGAAGCGAGCGUCGGCGUCGGCGCGAUUGCGCGACGAGCGACUCGGCGAACUGGCUGCUGUGUUGUCCGAGGCGGAGAACGCAAGCAGUGAUCGGGUGGCAGGCGCAAGCUCUGCCUUGGCACGUGCCAUUGCGCGGGCCCGCGCGCUGGUGGCCGAGGUGUCGAGCACCCGCGACGCGCGUGACGAGGCGAGGCGGCAGCUUGUGGAGCAGGAAGCGCGGACGGCAGAAGCUGAGUCGCGGCUGGAGGCGAUGAGCACUCGGCUGCGUACAGUCGAGUCGGAACUGGCAACUGUGCUUGAAUCUCAAGGUGAGCUGGUCGCGAUGCAAGUCGAGCUUGAGGAGACUCGUGACCAAGCCGUGGCCGAGCUCAACGAGACCCGCGAGCGCGAAAAGGUCGUCGCUGUCGCCGCGGACGAACACGUGGCAGCGCUCCAGGCCCAGCUCAACUCGUCGACGGGCUUUGCACUUGCGCUUGAGGCGGAGAUCGAGUCGCUGCAUCAUGAGCUGGCCAAGACCGAGUCGACGCAGCGAGCAGCCGAUGAGCUGCGACAGCUGAAUGAGGCAAGAUCGGCCGAGGUUGCGGCGCGACUGGAAGAGGCCCACCGUGAGCGCGCAUCGAGUGAGAGCGCAUGGCGUGCUGAGCGCGAGAGGCUGGCCCGCCAAGUUGAAGCGGCCGAGGCUGCAGCCGCUACUACAGCGGCUGAGCUGGCCAAAGAGCACGGCGAGCAUGCACGCACCAAGACUGCUCUGGCGAUCGAGAUCCAGCGUGGCAAGGACGAGCGUGGACGGGCGAGUGCGGAGCAAGUGGCCAUCCUGCACAGCGAGAUUGCAAUGCUCCGUGGGCGGAACCGUGCGCUGGAGGCCGAGAUUGCAUCAAGCCAGGCGCGUGCGGCAGCACUGGAGAGCGAUCUGACGUCAUUGCGGAGUCAGGCGGCGGGUCUUGCGGUGGACCUUGACUCGUCGGCGUUGGCAGCCAGUGAGCACAACGAGACACUGGCGCUGGGACUUGAUGCGAGCGAGCACCGCAUCGCUGUACUGGAGGCCGAACUUACUGCGGCGCGUGGGCGGAUCGCGGUACUUGAAGGUGGGCUCCCGAUGUUUCCAGGAGCCCCUGAGCUGGGUGGUGACCCGCUGGAGCUACACGAGCUAAGCAUUGAGACUCUGACACUCGAGGACAGGGUUACGGAGCUUGAGCAUGCGUUGGCCGAGAGCCGCGAGGUCGCAGCGCGCGCACAGGCGAGAGUCGACUCGCUGGAGAGCGCGAGGAUGGGCAUGGCUGCGGAUCUUGCUGCGGCCGCGCAUGCCGAUGUGAAGCGGAUGGAUGCAUUGGCCCGUGUCGAGCGGAUGAAGGGUGAGCUUGAGGAAGUCCAGGCCCGUGUCGAGCAGGCCGAGAGCCAGCUCGAUCAGGCCCGAACCCGCGCCGAACAGGCCGAGAGUCAGCUCGAUCAGGCCCGCGCCCGCGCCGAGCAGGCCGAGAGUCAGCUCGUUCAGACCCGAACCCGCGCCGAACAGGCCGAGAGUCAGCUCGAUCAGGCCCGCGCCCGCGCCGAACAGGCCGAGAGUCAGCUCGAUCAGGCCCGAGUCCGUGUCGAGCGGAUGGAUGGCGAGCUCGAUCAGGUCCGAACCCGCGCCGAACAGGCCGAGAGUCAGCUCGAUCAGACCCGAACCCGCGCCGAGCAGGCCGAGAGUCAGCUCGAUCAGGCCCGAGUCCGUGUCGAACAGGCCGAGAGUCAGCUCGAUCAGACCAAGGCCCGCGCCGAACAGGCCGAGAGUCAGCUCGAUCAGACCCGAAUCCGCGCCGAGCAGGCCGAGAGUCAGCUCGAUCAGACCAAGGCCCGCGCCGAACAGGCCGAGAGUCAGCUCGAUCAGACCCGAACCCGCGCCGAGCAGGCCGAGAGUCAGCUCGAUCAGGUCCGAGUCCGUGUCGAGCGGAUGGAUGGCGAGCUCGAUCAGACCCGAACCCGCGCCGAGCAGGCCGAGAGUCAGCUCGAUCAGACCCGAACCCGCGCCGAGCAGGCCGAGAGUCAGCUCGAUCAGGUCCGAGUCCGUGUCGAGCGGAUGGAUGGCGAGCUCGAUCAGGUCCGAACCCGCGCCGAACAGGCCGAGAAUCAGCUCGAUCAGGCCCGAGUCCGUGUCGAGCGGAUGGAUGGCGAGCUCGAUCAGGCCCGAACCCGCGCCGAACAGGCCGAGAGUCAGCUCGAUCAGGCCAAGGCCCGCGCCGCGCAGGCCGAGGGUCAGCUCGAUCAGACCAAGGCCCGCGCCAGAGAGGCCGAGAACAAGCUGCAGCAGGCCAACAUCAGGCUGCAGCAGGCCAACCACAAGCUGAAGCAGACCGCUACUGGCACCGAGUCCAAGAACCACGCGGAGCAAGCGGAGGCUUUACUUUGCUCUGCAAAGGCACAAGCCCACCAGGCCGAGACUGAGCUGGCAGCCACCGCAGAACGGGCUCGCGAGACUAGGGCCGCUCUGGAGACUGAGCAGGCGCGGGUGCGCGUUCUGACUGAGGACCUGGAAGCCUCCCGCGCAGCUUGCAGCUCGCUCCGCAAUCGGCUUGAGCGCACAGAGGACGAACUCGAGGCUGCGAUCAAAGCCCGAGAGGAUGCAAUAGCUCGAUUCCACACCGGCAUGGCCGACGCCCGCCGUGAGGCCGACCUUGCUCGGGCUGAUGCUGACGCUGCAACCAGCAAGGCGGCCCACACCGUGCGCCAACUCGAGUCGGAAACAGACGCCCGCGUCUACGCGCUUGAACAAGAGCUACGCACUGCACGCGCGACGGCUGACCGCGAGGCUGCCGCCGCGCGUGAGGCUCGUGCUGACCUCCGCGCUGCCCAGUCGCGUCUCGACGCCAAGCUGGUCGAGGCCGAGCGCCACGUCGACGCUCGUAUCACCGCAGCCGUGCACGCCGAGACGCUCCGCCUAGAGCGCGAACUUGGAACGCUUCAGAGCGAGCUGGAGCUUGCACGUCGUGCAGCCGCCGACGCCGUCGCCAGCCACGACGCCGAGCUCGCUAGUCUGCGCGACUCGGCCGCGCGUGAAGCUGCAGCCGCAAAGUCGGCCUCGGCUGCCGCCACCCAAGCAGCGCGCGAACGCGACGUCGCAAAGUCACGCGUCACUGGCCUUGUCCAAGCCACUGAGCAGCUGCAGUCAACCAAUGCCGAGCUUCGGGCUUCGAUGAAGCGGAUCAUUGAGUGGUGUCACUCGCGCAUCUCGAUGGCUCACUUUCCGUUCCCACCACACCUUGCGGUCUCCUCGACCUCGUCGUCGCUCUCGUUUUCCAUGGCUCACGGGUCACCACCACCGCCAAUGGUGAUGACACCAUCGACACCAGUCUCCUCGUCGGUGCACCGGUCGUCGCCUGCCAUGACGCCAACAACUCCAACAGCCGCACCAGCGCGGCCUCCGCCGUCGACGCCGCCACGUGGCGACACCUCGCUGGAGCGAUUGUUCAACUCGCUCUCGCCCAUGCUCUCUCCUCCAACCACCCACCGCACCCAAUCGCGGCCGCGGCCGCAGUCGCCGUUGUCAUCGGCGUCUGCGUCUGCCUCUGCCGCCGGUCUAGAGGCCGGCUGGUCCGAUGUGCUUGCGGAUGUCCUCUAUCCACUGCACGCCGCUGUCGACGGCGCCGACUUUCUCAUUGCUGAGCUCGAGCGCGCGUACUUGGAGCGGAUGCGGGUCUCGGCCGCCUUCGUUCGUUCUCAGGAGCGGGUUCGGCUGCUUUCAGAGCAGCUAAUCCAAGUCCUGGAUGCGCUCGAAGUCGAGCGCACGCGUGCUGCCGCUGCUGCCCACUCGCGCUCAGAGCACACCGUUGCUCUGGUCAACAACGCGCUCGCCGCCACCGUCGAGUACGGCGGCCUGUCCGGCGCCCUCCACGUUCUCGACGUUAUCGAGGACCAGGCGCUCACCGCCGAUGCACCCAUCGACAUUGACGACCUCGAGUCGUCGCUGGCGGUUCUCACUGCCGAGGUUGAGGAGCUGGCUCAUCGUGUCGGCGACACCGCCGUCACACCCGAGCUUCCGGCGUUGCUCUCGGACUCGUACGCCCGGGUGCUCGAGCUGUUGGCGAGCGCUUCUCGAGCCGACGACGAUGUCGCGUCCUCGACAGGCGACCCUUCGCCGCUCGAGCUCGCCAUGGCUGCCAUUUCCUCCUGGGUCCGUGCCGCUGCCCGCGGCGAGCCCGCACCAUCGCCACUGGAAGACCCUGAGGUCCGUCUGGCCCUCCAAGUUGCUGUCUGUCGUCGACGCGCCUCGGUCGACAUCCUCGUCGACACCGACGGCUUCGACUCGCUUCGGCCCCCGUCCAACAAGAAGCAGCGACGGAAGAUGCGCAACUCGUCAAACUCCAAUGUCUCGCGCGACUUUGACUCAUCCAUGUCCGAGUUCUCUUCGGGCUUCCCGCUGACUGCUGCCGGCGAUUCGGUCGGCUCCAUAGCUGGCGGCAGCUCCAUGCCGGCCGUCACUGGCGAGCCUGUGCAGGACAAGGUUCAGGAGACCGGGGGCGGAGCCUUCACCCGAGUGGCCAUGUGCCACAGCUGCGGAGCCUCGCUCGCUGUCGCCAUGUCCACUCCGCUUAUUCAGUGCGCCUCGUGCUCUGCGCUGCUCGACGUCGGCCCACCGGCAACCAUCGACGAUCCGGACUGGGUUCCGUUGGCUCCUGAGGACAUCGCCCACUUUGCCGCUCUCGCAGAGGACAAUCCCGUUGCAAACACCGUGGACGAGACCAUCAACACCUCACUGAUGGACCUCUCUGGUGCUGACGGCGCAUCGGUUGCUGGUGACGACUCGGUGGACGAGGCUCAGCGGAGAGUCCGCUUCGGCGACGUCACAUCACACGACAUUGGCGUCCAUGUGGGCCUCUCCGAGUCACAAGCUCGCUCGGCCCUCCGCCGCUACAUCAAAAGCACCAAGAUGCGCCGCCGCAACUUUGCCGACUCGGUCUUUAUCGAGUCGAUUGAGCGCCUUGGUGCUUUUGCCGUCUUUCUCGAGUCGUUUCUCGAGUUCCGCAAGCUUGUUCCGACCGAGCGCCCCGCCGACGCCUCUGCACUCGCCGUCGAAGUCCCGGCCUCGGGCACGCCGUGGUCGCUCGACGUCAUGCCGCCGCCAUCGUUCCAGGCCUUCCACGAGCUGCGCGUCCCAGUUGACCUCGCCGGUGACCGCCCGGCCAUGCGUUGCUCACGAUGCGAAGGCAGCGGCUCGGUGCCAUGCGGAUGGUGCGAUGGAGAGGGUAUCGACUACGAGCACCACAACGCCUGCCAACAGUGCGGCCAGCACGGCGCCGUUGUCUGCACCCAGUGUGAGGGCACGGGGCGAACUAAGCAGGCCGCCGACUUGCUCGCUAUGUGGCAGACACCGCGCUUUGAGCGUGCUUUUGUGCCAGGCACAGACUCCAAUCUCGCUCGCAAGUUGCCCAUCGACCAGCUGGUCGUUCUUUCCUCAUUCUCGCCGGCGCUGUACGAACUGCGCCAGCCGCACAAGCUGACCAUGGACGACGUCGCCACUUCGCUCCCCGAGGCCAUGCGCAACGUCAUAGAAGAGGUCCUUGGCGCCACUCCGCUCAUUGUGCCGGACAACGCCCGGCUCGUGGCCCAGCGGAUUACCGUCCGCUCCAUGCCCAUCUAUCGUGUCCACUACCACCCCGACUCUGAGUUUUAUGUCUUUGGCGGCGGUCGCGGCUCGUCGUCGCUCUCGGCGACCAAGGGCCAGACCGGCAGUGCCGUCUCGGCGCCGGGUGUCGCUGCUGACCCACGCCUCCGCCGCACCACUCGCGGCCGCGAGUGGUAUGGUGUGGUGGCCACAGGUAUUCCUAUCGACAGCGCUCGCGCCAUCAUGUCGUUUAUCUGUAUCGGCCUCUUGUUGGCGCUCAUCGCCUUCUCGUUCCUUCUCAGCUAG
Molecule: messenger RNA, 6033 nt
Organism: Thecamonas trahens ATCC 50062
Lineage: Eukaryota; Apusomonadida; Apusomonadidae
Exons: 6
Coding region: 1-6033 (2010 amino acids)
Source: RefSeq, a predicted model, not a curated record